UCUUCCCAUUUAAUUGCAUGAAAAACUAGCUCCUUCCUCACUUUCCUUCGUUUCCUUCAACUACCCUCAUCUGCUUUCAAUGGCUAGCUUGAGCUUCAUCAUUGGCAUUAUCGGUAAUGUAAUUUCGAUUCUGGUUUUUGCUUCUCCCAUAAAAACCUUUUGGCGGGUGGUGAAGAAGAAAUCAACUGAGAAUUACAACGGAGUUCUCUACAUAACAAACCUCUUGAGCGCCAGCUUGUGGACUUUCUAUGGAACCAUCACUCCAGAUGGUUUACUUCUCAUAACAGUGAAUGUAACUGGUGCCAUCUUUCACCUCAUCUAUGUCACUCUCUUCCUCAUCUAUGCUCCCAGAGAUAAAAAGAUCAAGACAGCAAAGUUGGUGGCUGUGUUGGAUGUUGGCUUUCUUGGAGUCUUAAUUGCUGUGGCUCUUCUGGCAAUACAUGGGGACACGCGGCUCACCUUUGUUGGAAUUCUGUGUGCUGUUUUCAGCGUAAUCGUGUAUGCAUCACCCCUAUUAGUCAUGAAAACAGUAGUGAGAACUAAGAGUGUGGAGUAUAUGCCUUUUCUUCUCUCACUGAUCCUUUUAUUCAAUGGAGGAAUUUGGACUUUCUAUGCGCUGCUUGCAAAGGACUACUUUGUCAGAGUACCAAAUGGGAUUGGAUUUUUCCUUGGAACAAUUCAGCUGCUUCUCUAUGCAAGGUAUUGGAAACCACAGAAGCUGAAGAAAAUGUCAGAAAAUUUGGUGGAAGGAUGGCAGCAUGAUCAGCCCCUAAAUAAUUCCAGCUUGAUUUCCAGUCCAUUGCCUAAAAGGAGUGCAGAUUGA
Messenger RNA from Theobroma umbraticum, 823 nucleotides. RefSeq names its product bidirectional sugar transporter SWEET16-like. Gene Ontology annotation, molecular function: sugar transmembrane transporter activity. Gene Ontology annotation, biological process: carbohydrate transport. Lineage: Eukaryota; Viridiplantae; Streptophyta; Magnoliopsida; Malvales; Malvaceae. Gene Ontology annotation, cellular component: membrane. The record is from RefSeq and is a predicted model, not a curated record.